AGCGGCACGCAACCACGGCCCUGCGUUAUCUUCCUACAGCGUCACACAGUUGGCGGUGAACGUGCACGCAAAAGGGACGGCAAGCGAGAGGCAACGAUUAAUCGAAGGAGGUGUACGAGCGAGUGAGAACAUUGAAUUGAACGUGAAAGGGUUUUUUUGUUGUUGUUGUUGGGUUGUUGCUGUACGCUUGCAGUGGAGUUAACCGGUAGAUGGACACUUUUUGUUUAAUUUAGUACUGUGUCAAAUACGCAACUGCGGAAGUCCAACUGUGUGACACGAGCUUUGUGCUCUGUAUGUUUCUGUGUGGGUUGCAGAACGCGUUUCUUACUAGCGGCAGCAAAACGCAUGAAACGCACUCGCCCGCCUGCUGCGUGACGCCAGUCUUGCAUAUCAGGAAACGUCAAACUACGAACAAAAGCAGCAGCAGCAACAACAACAACAACCACCGGCUGGCUGCUGCAUUCUAUUUCGAUUCGUGAAAGGGGGUGCAAACGUGUUUAAAGGGGUGUGUGUGCGUUUCGUGAAAACUGUAAAACAACAUUUUCACUGUGUGCGAGUGAGACCAGAAUCGGUGGUGUGCUUUUUGUAACGCGCUACACGGUGGCAAAAAGCACGAAAUAAUGGCGUCAUCUCACGCACACACGACACGGCACGGCAGCGCAACCACCAGCGCGUGCUAUUGUACGGUGGUGAUGUCGUGAGCUGCACGUACGGCAUCAAAUUCACUGAGGGGUGGUUUUUGUACACAAGAAAACCCUCCAAAGCGUACGUCUGUGCACGUGAGAAGGAACACACUUCGCGUGGAAGAUAGUGAAAACAACAAAAAAGGCACACACAAAACAGGCAAAUGUCACAGUGAGUGACAGAAUUUCACCGUGAAGUACACCAAAAAAGUGAACAAACCACCGUAACUGCAAUUAAUCUCACACGAUGAACGACGCCGUUGUCGGUACGCUUGGUGCCGGCAGCAUCCUUACCGGGGACUCGCCGGAAGAUUCCCCAAUGAGCCCGACGGGCACGGGUGGCAGUGGCAGCGAGAGCAGCAACUCACCGAGCGCACCCUCAUCCAUUUCUUCCUCCACCAGCGGUUCGUCCGCGUCCACCUGUGAGGCAUCGUCACCACCGGCCGUCACCGCACAACCGGCACAAGUGCUCUACAUGCCCGUCGGGCUGGCCAACAUCAAGGAGGAGCUGCCGGAACCGGAAAUACAGGCUGAUUCAGAAUUAUCACUGGAGGAAGGUCACGCCUUGGUUCAAGUCCUUGAAGACACACCGAACGAUGAGGCACCUCCACCCGAACCGGAGGUGGAAAUACGUGCCGGCAAGGCGGACAAAUCCUUCCGUAAGCUCACCUCCGAUGGCUAUUCCGCAAAGUCGGCCGUCGUGCGUCUGCAGAUGGGCAAGGUUACCUAUCAGCUAACGGACCAGAUGCUCAAAUCCGGUGCUCUUGCCGCGAUGCAUAAUCCACUCCUCCUGACCAAGGACCAACUCGAACGCAUGAUUGCCGAGAAAGAUCCCGAGCUGGAGUACCGGAAGCACCACAACAACAACAGCACCUGGCAGCGCUAUAUGCCGAUGUACUACAAAGGCAUCAAGCAAAACUAUGUGCGAUGUCUCGAAUGUGGCUGGCUGGUACUGCAUAAGGCCAGUACCGGUACGGGCAGCUUACUCCGGCACCGCUGCAAAAUUAAAGUGGCCGGUGUGGAGGUGAAGCUUGAACCGAAAGUAUCCAGUAGUUGGAACACUUCCCAGGGUAAACCGGCACCGAUGGCGAAAUCGGCGGCUGCCAUUGUGGGUAAGGUCCAACCGCCCCCAACACCACCGUCAACGACGUCGGUAUCGACUCCACCUCAAAUGGUUAAGUACGGUGGUGGCACCACACUGCCACAGAGCGUAAAGGACGAGUUGGUCCGGCAGCAGGCAUGCGUACUGUACAAAGACAUCGUUAGUGCGGAUCUGUUCGAUCAGCCAAGCUUCCGGGCGCUCGCACAGAUGCUGGUCAACAUCGGUGCAUUCUACGGCCAGCAGUCGGAAGGAUUGCUAGCUUCCCGUGACGCACUGCUCGAAACCGUACUGCCCGCCAUGUACCACGAGGCAAAGGGCCAACUCAACAAGGUGCUGUCCGACUGCGAUCUCACGUUCAGCUUCAGUCUGUUUCGGCACGAGCACGAACGCCGUAGUUACGUAGCCAUCAACGCCUAUACGGUCGCGUCCGACUAUUACUUCCGACCACUGCACGUGAAGACACUCGAUGUGACCGGACAGGAGGUUGCGUAUGUUGAACACCUGCAGCGUAUUAUCGAGGACAGUCUGGCACGGUCCUUCUCCGAUCCGAUAAAGCUAGUGUACGGUGGUCCGCUGGAAGCGGAAGAUUGUACCGAAACGGAGAAACACCUGCGCAAUCAGCGCGAACAGUACGAGCUGAUACCGUGUGCAGUGACGAUGCUUUGGAGCAUCAUGAAGCGUGUGCUGGAGAUGUUCCAGUGCGAUAGUGGCCGUUACCUGGAGCGUUUCAUGCUAAGCUCAGCGAACGAGGACGAGGAUGAGACUGUGCCACCAGAGCUUGCCGUACUUCAGCGCUUUCUCGAGCCAUUCCGGGAACCGAUCCGAGGUCUCGCCUCUGACACGGGCGUCACCAUCAGUGAGGUUGUUCUGUGGCGCAAAAAACUCGAGCUUAGCUUCCGUUCCGAGCCAGAAGAUGAGGAGGAGGUCCGUUUACUGAAGGAAACCCUCCUGGGACAACUGCGAACACAUUUCCCCCUGCACGACUACCAUCGGAUAGCGGUAUUUCUGGACCCGAAGUUCAAGGGUCUACGCUUUCUGGCCGACGACGAGCGAGACGAAACGUUGGCCAAGGUAAAGCAACACCUGCACGCCGAUCUCGAAGGCAUUGAGCGGGUCAAGCGGGGCCAGUACGGUUCGCACGGGGUCCGCAAACGGCGCAGUUCACUUCCACCGUCCGAGUUGCGGUUCUACGAGUUUAUGGACGCAUCGCUGAAGCUCGAAUGUGACGAUGUGGUGGACGACGAGAUACAGCAGUACGUGGACGUGAAGCUGGAAAGUGCGGUCGACAUAAUGUCGUACUGGCGAAAUGAAACGGCGUUCCCGCUGCUGAAGCGCUUGUGCCGGCGUAUACUAAACAUUCCUGCGGCCUGUGAUGAGAUGAGGCAGCUGUUCGGUCAGACCGGACAGCGUGACCUGCAGAAGCGGCGGCUUGCGUUAAGCGAUCGCGAGCUGGAUAUGGUGAUGUAUCUCCAUCAGAAUGUGAGCAGUCCUUGAGCGGGCACUGCUGUGGUCUGAGAUCUUGAGAGUGAUCAAGAUGAAAGAAUAAAGUUUAUAUUUAUUAAUUUUUAA
This is a messenger RNA of Anopheles moucheti, 3354 nucleotides long. RefSeq lists its product as uncharacterized. Bases 931 to 3279 code for a protein of 782 amino acids. The transcript is spliced from 2 exons. The record is from RefSeq and is a predicted model, not a curated record. Lineage: Eukaryota; Metazoa; Arthropoda; Insecta; Diptera; Culicidae. Gene Ontology annotation, molecular function: protein dimerization activity. Gene Ontology annotation, cellular component: nucleus. Gene Ontology annotation, biological process: regulation of transcription by RNA polymerase II.